AUGUCUCUAGGUUCAUAUGAUCAUUUUAAAUUUGUACAACAAUGGCCACCGGCCGUCUGUGACACGUCUGGCUGCAACAGAUCGGGGUUAUCACGCUUCACGAUCCAUGGCCUUUGGCCAAAUAAUAAAACGUAUGUGAAAAAUCAACCGACUUGUCUUACCAAUCAGACCAACUCAUUUAAGGCUGCGAUACUCACUAAUUCGAAUUUGGUAAGCAAGCUGAGCACCUCUUGGCCCGAUGUGAAAAAUGCAAAUGAUAAUUUUUUUUGGAAGAAACAAUGGGACAAGCAUGGCACAUGUUCCUUGCAGACAUACGACCAAGCACAAUACUUCGAGCGGUCAUACAACAUGUGGAAAGAAACCAACCUGACAAACACCUUGGAUAGCCUUAUCAAACAGACACCGAGACAACAGAACGUCACAGAUAUAGAACAACUCAUUCAAGGAGUAACUGCAACUGAAAAGAAACCCCUCCUCCGUUGUGAACAAUCUCAUAGUAAUGCCAGUAAGUCUCUCUUGAAAGAGAUUGUCAUUUGCUAUGCACACAACGGGAUUACUGUGAUCGAUUGCGUCAGUCAACCAAAAUCCACCUUCGAAUGCUAUGACGGAUUUUGGUUUCCUUGA
Rosa rugosa (rugosa rose) is the source of this 624-nucleotide messenger RNA. Its product is annotated as ribonuclease MC-like. Gene Ontology annotation, biological process: RNA catabolic process. The coding region runs from base 1 to 624 and encodes 207 amino acids. NCBI's taxonomy places the organism in Eukaryota, Viridiplantae, Streptophyta, Magnoliopsida, Rosales, Rosaceae. The transcript is spliced from 2 exons. Gene Ontology annotation, molecular function: RNA binding; ribonuclease T2 activity. Gene Ontology annotation, cellular component: extracellular region. The record is from RefSeq and is a predicted model, not a curated record.